Messenger RNA from Sclerotinia trifoliorum, 3650 nucleotides. The record is from the annotation of a GenBank genome assembly. NCBI's taxonomy places the organism in Eukaryota, Fungi, Ascomycota, Leotiomycetes, Helotiales, Sclerotiniaceae.
UAUAUCCCAGUAUUAAGAUUUACCCAUAUACUACAAUGCUUCAAAAUUUUCGAAAUAUCUUCUCAAUCGAGGCAGUCCCAAAGCUGCUGAUGAUGAGUCUCAAUUUACUCAAAAACUAGGUACAUCUAUUUACCUGCUUUAUUUACCUACAGUGUUGAUGCUUUGCUCUACAACAAACAAAGAAAUCAUGAUACGUCGGUCAUUUUGCGAGCGAACUUCUCUUGUAGCCAACCACCACCUCGGCCUGAUCGCAAGGGUCAGAGAAACUCAUAUCUUUCUAGCCAUUAUAGGAAAGCUUUGUUUCAAAGACAAAAAGGUACAAAGCCAAGUGUAACUACCACAUCAAAGAAGAAAAGAGUUUUAGGAAUGUAUCAAAAGGACUUGGAGACCGCAUUCUACCAACAAAGACUUCUUUAGCACAACUCCAUGGUUGCUUAAUAUAUUGGAGCUUCAAAGUAUGAAGAAUUUUUAAAUUGGAAUUAGGCUACUCUGAUCAAGUCACUUUAUUAGAAUCACAGCAAGUCCAUUUCGAUAUGGCAAGCUCUUACUUGGCCAAAUUUUUUGGCGGAUCGCGACCUGCGCCUGAAGAUGAGGGGGAAGACUCAGCUGAUACUUCCUCGCCUCCUCAGGGCGAUUACAGCUUGCCCUUCCCGCCCCCUAAGCUACACGGCCUCUACCAAGAAAAAAACAUUUGGCGACAAUUGUGGAUACUGUAUGCAUGGCUGUUUAAAUCGGCCUUAUAUUAUAUCCCAUUUAUUUCACUCUUGAUUGGCCUCCCUUGGCUAGCGAUAUAUGUUUCCUACACUCAGCUUUUUCUUAGAGAUGACGCAAUUUUGCCCGAUUUGUGGAAGGCACCUCUCGAUGGGUGGGACGCGUUCUCUCGGCUCAUCAGGACUUUGUUUUGGGUAUUGGUAAAUAUCGUUGUCAAGGCCGCUAGUUGGUUUGGAAUCCCACCUGCAUGGUAUCAUCCAGUGAAAACCGCAGUCACUAGUUUUGUUACUGGCUGGUACAACUCGGCCUCUGCUGCUGUCACGACGUCGACGGGAUAUCUCUCUGGCCUGCAGGAUACUACCACGAAAUAUAUCACAUCCUCAAGAUUAUGGGAUAUAUUUCAUAUAUUCCAUGCUGGCAAAUGGGGCCCCAUAAUUCGCUUCUCCAAAUAUUUUUUCGCCUUUAGCAUGUCAACAUACUUCUUCGUCACAACUUCAAGUACGUGGGAUCCCAACUUCCUUCUUCUUUCCUCCCUGAUGAUACAAUUGGGUCCUAUAAAACGUGCGUAUACGUAUAUUAUUGACUACGUGAAAACUUUAUCGCCGAUGAUGAAUAUAUAUCAGGAAUCUCGAGAGAAUAUUAGAAGCUUUUUAAGUGUCUCGAAUACCUACUCUUCGCUGAUCAAAUGGCUUUCGGCUAUUGGUGGUGAUACGUCGGUUUCGAUACUACCAGAACCAGAACCUGGACAGCACGAGCUUCCGGCAGGUUUCCAAAUAAGCACGGAAUUAGGAGAGAGGUUUUCAAAGUCAACACUCGGAGAAGUGUUGACGGGGUCACAACUUGGAGAAGCAAUCAAGAGUUUAAGGCUCUCAGAAACGGUGGCAUCAUCAGAUCUUAGAAAAGCGCUGGCAGGGUCAGUAGUUGGAGGAAAAUUAGCAGCAUCGAACUUCGGACAAUCUUCGGCAGGAUCUGAACUCCUCGGUGAAUCAUUAUCAGGAUCUAUACUUGGAGAUAUAUUAUUAGGAUCUGAUACUCAAAAAAGGAUAGCCAUUUCACGGCUCGGGAGAGCAUUAGCAAAAUCGGAAUACGCAGCAACAUUGGUAGGAUUUGAACUCGUGGACACAUUAACGGAGUCAGAACUCGCGAGUAGAAUAACAGAAGAGUUAGACACUCAGUUAGGCUUGGUCACUCACCUUAGAGAUCUCUCGGAGGCAUUGUGGGGGCCACGGCAACGUGAAAAUACUAUUAAAGGGUUAUUUGGAUCACAUCUUGGAGAGGUGUUAACAAAAUUCGAACUUGGAGAAAUCCUAGAAGGAUCAAGACUUGGAGAAAUUUUAACAGGAAAAGUUCGGGGGCCUACUCUACCACGAACGCGUGUUACGGCGGAGCGUAUCAAACCACCAAGAGCAGAUAUUCCUCCAGAACACAUCACACCGACAGUAGACACCUUUCUACCGAUGGUAACCAAACUAGUGGCCGUGCUUUUAGAACCAUUAGCACCAGUAGUGGCUUUCUUAACUGGCUCACCCUCUAACACCACACAGACAUUGAGCAACAAGCCCAAAAUUUCUUCGGAUCAAAUUGUCCUAGUAACAGAACCCGUUCUACCAGUUGUAACGAAAGUAGUCACUAUAUUUCUUAAACCAAUAGCACCUGUAGUGGCUUUCUUGUCCAGUUCACUCAAUACCACUGAACAACUCCCAAGCGGGACAUCCACCUCUUCCAGGCUCAUCCCAUCUCUAGAAAUAUCUUUCGAUCCAGCUAAAGUUUCCCUCUUCGCAACUUAUAUACUGGCACUUCUGUUUGCAUUCGGUUUCUAUAUAUCCCUGCGCCAUUAUCUAAAUGCCUGGAGCCAAACGAUGUUUGAUGCGCCUUUACCCCCCGAAGGGAUCCCUCCUCCAGCGGGACAACCUUCACCGGAAGCCACAGGCAAGGCUCUGCCUCGCUCUCGGGAAUCAUCGGUGUGGUCUAUCCCCACCGAGGAGUGGCAUUUCCCACCACCCCUGAACAGACUACCGUCGGUAAACGUGUUGUUCGCCUAUGUUCGCCGACCCUUCUCAUAUAUUCGUUGGCUACUCACCGAGUUCCAAGAUCACCGUUUUCCCCUGCCUCCCCUGUCUCAAAUACCACUAAUAAGCAAUAUACUCGCCUAUAUCAUUCGUCUAUAUGCAAUGUUUAUUCAACUAUUUGCAGACAUCAGACAGCAGUUCUCAGCUCUGCACAAUAUCAUAAACCUUUAUCACCUCACUCCUCUACAAGCAAUAUUCGAUGCAUUAGCCGCUCAAUACGCGCUACUUAUCCGCCUUAAGGAUUUGGCUUUAUAUACCCAUGAAUGGUUCAUCAUUUCAAUGGCUUACUUAUUUUGGGUGAUGAUGGGAUGGGAGACGGACUUCUCCAAGAGCCGUGUAUACGCUCUAACAAUUCUUGGUGCUAACCGCUCUAUCCGCUCUCAUUUUUGGACAGGUCCUCUAACUCGAUCCAGACGUCGCGGUCGUGGGGCAAAUUUGCGACGUCACCAUUUCCCUGGAUUUGCGCGGGGUCGCCAUCGCUCCCUUCUUGAUCCACAAUGUGGGUACCCUUUUUGGCUAUCCGUAUAUCCACAAUACAAUAUAUACACUAACACUAUUCAGGGUUUCCUCUCUUCCAUGUGAUGAUUGGGUCGGUCAUUGGGAGUCUUAUAUGUCUUACAGCAGCGGCUGAUCCAGAUGAUAUCCGUGAUGUUCUCUUUGAUACUAGUAAAUUGUAUAGGCAUCAAUCCCAAGAAUUGUAUAAAGGUUAUGACUAUGGAAAAUUGUUGGUACUGGCGUUUUGCGCUACUACUAUAGCGUAUUUCAUUACUCCUGGUCCUGCAUUGUAACGGGGCUUGGUUAUCUGAAAAGAGGAUAUGGGUUUGAAUGUAUUAAUGUUCUUAUGUACAGAAGUAAGGGAGCAAAAAUCAG